AUGGAGUUGGGGCCAGAGAGGAAGGACGACGAGGGUGCAGCUGCACGGGCGUCGCCAUCGUCGUCGUCCCCGAGCUGCGAGGCCGACGACGACAAGGAUCUGCCGAAGCAGCAGCAGCGGGCCAUCGGCGGCGGCGGCGACGACGACGACGACGACGACGAGGGAACAAGGCAGCCGUACAAGUGCACUUUCUGCAGGAGGGGUUUCCCGACGGCGCAGGCGCUCGGCGGCCACAUGAACGUCCACCGUCGGCACAGGGGCAGACCAGCAGCAGUGUCCGCCGGCGCCGCAGCGGGAAGCAGCGCCGCCAGUGUCUACGACUACGACCAGCAGCCGUGCUCGACGAUGACGACGUUAACGACGCCCGUUCUGGCGUUCGCCCGACAGGCUUCGACUCGGCCGGCGGCUGGCGGUGUGGCCGCGUUGCACGCCCAACAGAAGCCGCACGAGCUGCUGCCUCUGUUCGGCCGCGGUGACUGCUGCGCUGCCGGCCGUGGCAGUGGCGCGGCCGCCGGAGAUGUACGAGAAGAUCGCUACUUCGCCAUCGCCGAGGAGGGGGGUGGAGGGGAGGAGCUGGACUUGGAGCUCAGGCUUGGAGGUGCAGGAUCAUGA
Molecule: messenger RNA, 612 nt
Organism: Miscanthus lutarioriparius
Lineage: Eukaryota; Viridiplantae; Streptophyta; Magnoliopsida; Poales; Poaceae
Source: the annotation of a GenBank genome assembly